Molecule: messenger RNA, 912 nt
Organism: Canariomyces notabilis
Lineage: Eukaryota; Fungi; Ascomycota; Sordariomycetes; Sordariales; Chaetomiaceae
Product: POZ domain-containing protein
Exons: 3
Coding region: 1-912 (303 amino acids)
Molecular function (GO): protein binding
Source: RefSeq, a predicted model, not a curated record
AUGGGCAACAGAUUCCUAUCAUCCGAUGAAAAGCUCCUUCGCGACGGUCUCUUUUCCGACGUGACGGUCAAAUGCGGCGACAGGACUUGGAACCUGCACAAGAACAUCCUCUGCACCCGCAGCGUCUGGUUUGAAAGGGCCCUUACCGGCCGCUUCCUGGAAGCUCAGACGGGGGUCAUUGAGAUCCAAAACUUUACGCCCGACGCGGUUGACUGGGUGAUACGCUACAUCUACACAGGCGUCUGCGACAUACCCAGCCUCAAACCCUCUCGCGACACCAAAACCCACUUCGUCACCUGCUACGAAGUCUACACAGUCGCCGACUACUUCUCCUUGACACCCCUCGCCACCAUCGCGCUCAAGACACUAACCGCCGAAUUUGACGCCAAACUCGGCCCCAUCCAGCGGCAGUACGAGUCUUCCUCCGACUGGCUUCCCGAACUAUUCGAAGCCAUCCGCCUCGUCUACGGCUGCGGUGACUCUGCCUCGCCACCACCCAUCAACGACCUCUCGCUAACCCCUAUCCACCGGGCCUUCCUAUCCUUCGUGCACACAGCACGCUUCUACUUCCUGCAAAACACCGAGUUCAACCGCUUCCUCGACGAGGAGGCGCCCGAGUUCGCCCUGGCCCUGUUCCGCGCCAUGCGCACCGCGGGGGAUUUCCUGGUGUGGCCUCCGGCGCCGCAGUGUUCCUUCUGCGGCAUGCGGCCCUCGCGGGGAGACAAGACGUACUACACGCACCUGGCCAUAGAGACGCCGAAACUGAUGGCAUCGUGCUCCACGUGCGCGGUGAAGAAGGAUCUACCUUCGCCCAUGACGAAUUGGUCUUUGAAGAAGAAUCCUGUGGAAGGUAGUCCGGCUGCGCCGGGGACGGUGUGGGGUUUGAGUAGUAGUGACAAUGCGGCGGGUUGA